Messenger RNA from Peronospora matthiolae, 2940 nucleotides. NCBI's taxonomy places the organism in Eukaryota, Oomycota, Peronosporomycetes, Peronosporales, Peronosporaceae. The record is from the annotation of a GenBank genome assembly.
AUGGCAGAUUACUCGCUCGCAGCGGUUCUAGGCGCCGUCCAGGCUCUCUAUAGCAUGGAAGGCGCUGCACGCCAGCAAGCAGCCAAUGAGUUUCUACACACAUUUGCAGCUUCUGAUGCUGCGUGGGGUAUAGGAAUACAGCUUCUGCUGGACGAGACGCUCGCACUGCCUUUGGAAGCGCUCUUUUUUGCAGCCAAUAUGCUGCAUGCAAAAGUACGCAAGGAGUGGGUGCAGCUGCCUGCAGAACAUAAGACAGCUAUGACUGAGUUGCUGGAAAAAUUGAUGCAGGUGCUGCAAGCUGGCACGAGAUUGGAUCUCGGGCACGGACCGCUCGUGAGCAAGCUGUGUGCGGUCUACGCAGUGGUGAUGAUCUCGUCGCCCGAUGAGUGUAGAGCUAUGCUGUCACACUUUUUGACUACGUGUUUGACAACGGCCGAUACAGAAAAAGCGGCCUUUUUGCUAGUCUUUGCACGCUGCGUGUGUGAAGAAAUGGAAAACGCGGAGUUACCGUUUGCAGCGAAGGAUGCAAUGGAAAUGCAUUUAGCAACUCUGAGUGAAGACGUGGUGACGUUGAUUGGAAAAAUUGUUUGCACGCGUGAAGACCAUGACGCACGUGUGGCUUCUUUGCAUGGCGAGGCUUUGGCGUGUUUGAAUGUCUGGAUUAGACGUGCAGGGCUAUCGCUAGCGUCGUUGUACGCCAAGGACGAAGCUGUAGUGCUGGCGCUGUUAAAUGCACUGCAGACCAAAUCUAGACACUUGCGGGCAAGUUCCGCGAUACUCACAAAGCUUAUCACGGUAUCAUCGUACCCGACUCCAGCCAGCUUGGAACGAACGCUGCAGGUAGUGGCACAAGGGCUGCUUCAGACACGUGCUGCAUGCGAAAGCGCUAUGGUCGCGGAAGAAGAGGAAGUUAGUCAUGCUCUUACAGACGUCAUAUCAACGUUUUGCGAAACGUUUGUGGAUUGGAUACUGGAAGGCAAGUAUCCUCAGGAAGCUACUGCUCUGGGUGAGCUCAUGCUGUACCUUGGGUCCCAUCCCCGCCGACAAAUCGCGUCGCUUACUCUGGAGUUUUGGAUGGUUGUCCAGGACGAUCCUGUUUCCUCUCGUUUACAGUUUUAUCAGCGGGGUGCCUUUGUGCACCUUUUUGAGGUUCUACUCAAGCAGUGCUCGUUUCCAGCAGGAAAUGUUGAGGACAUGGAUGAACUUGAGAUUGACGACCUAAACGCCUUCCGGUGCGACAUUCACGGUGCCCCUGAUGCUUUCAUAGCCGUAUUUUCGUUGUUAAAGGAGCAAUACCUUGCGCGUCUACUUCGUAUUCUUACACUGGCAGCACCCAGUGAAUGGCAAAGUAUCGAAGUCGCUCUAUUUGCUGUCUCUGCAGUUGCGGAUGAAAUAAAAAAAAUGUCAACGAAGGCUUGUGCCGACACUCCUCUACGUGUUGAAUUGGAAAGGAUGAUGUCGCAAUUAAUACGAGCAAUUCUGGACUCAACGAUCAAUACCCACCCUCUGGUAAUCGCCAUUGCCUCACGAUUGCUGGGACAGUUUGCGGCCUGGAUCAAUGAUAGGGCUCUAAGAGCUCACAUGUUCGAGACGAUCGGAGCAGUUCUUCAGUAUUUAUGUGGCGCGCUCGGGCUUGUACCAAGUCGUGCAAACGCUGCUAAAAGUUUUAUGCAAGUAUCAACGUGCUGCAUGAUUUGUCUUACUGAGAUGCCGCCGAGCUUGCUUAUGGCUGGUGUGCAGCAUUUCGGUGGAACUUCCGGUCAAGACCUCAUGCCAAAAGAAGAACGGUUAUUGGUUGUUGAGGGGCUCGUACGUGCCGCUGCUGUUUCACGCCACUGCUCCGUGAUAUUGCAGACGAUAUUAGACGAUUCGCUUACGCGUUUAGACCAAGCGGUUAUAGCAAAGGGGACUGAUGGUGUACCUUUGUACAUUAUAGUGUGCAACGAGCUUCAAGUACUCGGCAAGCUGAUGCGAUUCCUUGAUGCACCUGACGAUGUAGCUGGAGGCAAAGCGGUGACGGCAUGGGCUGCUCAGCAAAUUUAUCCUCACUUGGAACCCAUUGUACAACAGCUUGACGCAGACGAGACAGUAAUGACGGCUCUGUUCGAACUGUAUGGAUGGUGUCUGCAGAGUUUGCGGGAGCAAAUGGCACCACAACUUGGCGGAAUCGCUACGUUAAUUGUGAGAGUGUUUGAGAAGCUGCAUUGCAUGGCUCCACUUGAGUGUGCAGCAGCCGCCAUUGAUGUGUUUGGAAAGGAGGCAAACGCAGAAGUAACUGACAGUUUUCGAGGACUUUUGGGUGCACUGAGUCGAUCAGCUUUUCAAUUUUUCACGGCACAUUCGCUGGCUGAAAGACCGAAGGUGCUGCAGUCAUUUUUUGAGCUGGGCUACCGCUUUCUGCUGUUCUGCCCGGCUGCCGUUCUUACUGCAGCGGAAUUCCCCGUGCUAAUCGAGCUUGGUCUGGCUUGCCUAGGCAAUCAAGAUCGCGCGUCGACAAAUGCGGUUCUCGUGUUUCUCACGUUCUUGCUCAACGAGAAUACGACAAAAUUGGCACCGUUUACAGCAGUGAUCAACGCGCGUGUACUGGAUGCUAGCCAAACGGAAAAGUGGCUCGAUGGUCUUAUUGGUGCACUAGCGUCAACGAGCCCAAGCACUCUUUAUGAGUCGAUGUCCAAGCUACUGUACGCACUGCUGACUAGCUUCACUGGUAAUGAACACGUGCGUGCAACGCUGGUACAGUCUUUGACCCGCGAUGCACUGGGCGUGGGAGCGCUCCGACCAGAAGACCGUCAACAGGUGCUACACUUGUGGCUGUCGCUCACUGCUCAGCCUUCACGCAACUCCGAGCGGCGCUUUCGUGGUUUAUGCUCCGACUUUGCUAAGGUUUGCCGCAAGGAGUUAACGGUAGACGCGCUUUACUCUAUCGAGAUGCCAAAGUGA